Messenger RNA from Aspergillus steynii IBT 23096, 2955 nucleotides. RefSeq names its product putative molybdenum cofactor sulfurase protein (HxB) (gene hxB). The record is from RefSeq and is a predicted model, not a curated record. Gene Ontology annotation, biological process: Mo-molybdopterin cofactor biosynthetic process. The coding region runs from base 421 to 2934 and encodes 837 amino acids. NCBI's taxonomy places the organism in Eukaryota, Fungi, Ascomycota, Eurotiomycetes, Eurotiales, Aspergillaceae. The transcript is spliced from 2 exons. Gene Ontology annotation, molecular function: pyridoxal phosphate binding; molybdenum ion binding; molybdenum cofactor sulfurtransferase activity.
GCAAACCUGCUAGUGCUUUAAACAGAUCCCAUCGACCAUCUCGAUCUCUUUUCUUUUCCUUCCUCUUCUUCGGUAGCUUCAAAGGCCUUGAUCUGCUAUGGGUAACUUGUCUCAGAGAGGAGCUCUCCGUCGGUAAGCUCCGACCUGGUCUUUUAUCUUAACAUCCACCUCGACUACCUCAAAUAGCUUGACAAUACCACCCACUUUGACUUCCUCAAAGUCUCUACCUACUGCAUAUUAAUCGUCUUCUCGCUGCCAGCAGCACUUGCCAUUCAACGUGCAUUCCCGACGCCCAUGGCUGACUAACGUGCCAUAUCCCUUUAUAUCGCCACCUGGUUCUUAAGCAGAUACCAGCUAGGUUGAUCGCUGUAAUUGACAUAUCUUUAACUUGACAUCGACCCACGCUUUCUGUCGUUCACAAUGACGGUCGGAACAAAUGAUGAACAGCGAACGGAGUACUGCAAAGGAUACAAGGAAGAUGUGGAUCUCAUUCGAGAACGCGAAUAUCCUCAUCUUAAAGAUACUACAUAUCUGGACCAUGCAGGAACUACUCUGUACGCAAAGUCUUUGAUUGAGUCCUUCUCACGGGACCUCACCUCCAACUUGUUUGGGAAUCCACAUUCCAUGUCCUCGUCGUCUCAGCUAUCGACGCAGCGAAUAGACGAUAUUCGUCUACGGGCUCUCCGCUUCUUCAAUGCUGAUCCGGAGGAGUUUGAUCUUGUGUUCGUUGCAAAUGCCACGGCUGCGAUCAAGCUAGUCGUCGAUUCGUUUCGCGACGCAACUCCAAAGGGCUUCUGGUAUGGGUACCACGUUGAAGCCCACACUAGCUUGGUUGGGGCGCGCGAAGUGGCAGAUGCGGGAAGUAGGUGCUUCAUGUCCGAUGAAGAAGUCGAGACAUGGAUUUCAGAUUCAGAUGCUAGUCCAGACGAGGGGCCGAAGCUGUUUGCGUUUCCUGCCCAGUCGAACAUGAAUGGUCGUCGAUUCCCUGUUCGCUGGUGUAGGCAAAUUCGAAAUACAGAUGGGGAUGCUGGAGACAGGUACUCGCUUCUGGACGCGGCGUCGCUGGUAUCGACCUCGCCACUGGAUUUGAGCGAUGCAUCGGCUGCGCCGGACUUUACUGUUCUCAGCUUCUAUAAGAUUUUCGGAUUUCCCGAUCUAGGUGCCUUGAUUGUUCGGAAACGUGCAGGCCACGUUUUCGAUAAACGAAGGUUUUUCGGCGGUGGAACGGUGGAUCUGGUCUUGACCCAGGGAAUGCAAUGGCAUGCAAAGAAGACCUCGAUCCAUGAACGAUUGGAGGAUGGGACGCUCCCAUUCCACAGUAUCAUUGCACUCGAUGCCGCUUUCGAUACCCAUGCUCGUCUUUUUGGUUCAAUGGCGAAUAUCUCGUCCCACACGCGGUACUUAGCCAAGGCUUUAUACGAGCGUCUAUCUGCCUUGACGCAUUUCAACGGGCAGAAAGUGUUCCAGUUCUAUAUGACCCCUGAUGUGGACUUCGAGGAUACGUCGACGCAAGGCCCAAUUCUUGCAUUCAACCUCCGCAGUAGCCAAGGUGCUUGGAUCGGCAAGUCCGAAGUCGAACGACUUGCAAGCGUCAAGAAAAUCCAGAUCAGGUCCGGAACAUUGUGCAACCCAGGGGGUGCGGCAGAUAGCCUUGGGUGGACUGGGCCCGACAUGAUCCGACACUAUUCCAAUGGACUGCGCUGUGGAGACGACAAUGACCUGAUGGAUGGGCGUCCAACUGGUAUUUUGAGGGCUAGUUUGGGUGCCAUGACCAACAUCAGGGACAUCGAAACACUCGUGGAUUUUGUGGAGGAGUUUUACGUGGAGCGAUCGCCAAAUUCAUGCUCGCUGCUACCUCCGAUGGAUGCUGCAGUAUCGCAACCGCCUGGAUUCUAUAUUGAAAGUCUCUCGGUGUACCCCAUCAAGAGCUGCGGAGCUUUCAAGAUCCCUGACGGCCAGCGAUGGGAGAUCAAACGGGAGGGACUAGCGUGGGAUCGCGAGUGGUGUUUAAUCCACCAGGGUACAGGAACAGCUUUGAAUCAGAAGAGAUACCCUAAGAUGGCGCUAAUCCAGCCAUUCGUUGAUCUUGCACAAGGUGUCCUGCGGGUUUCGUGUGGGAGAGGGACGGGGAAAACCUCCUUGGAACUACCUCUUGAUCGCGAGGGCACCAAUUUGGUUACAACUUCUUUAUGCCAAAAUACCGCCAAAUCCUCUACUGUUUGUGGAGACCAGGUCACCGUCCAAGCUUAUACCUCACCGACUGUCUCCUCUUUCUUCUCAGACUUUCUGGGCGUUCCGUGCUCACUUGCGCGGUUUCCACCUCAGAUCUCGACGAGAUAUUCCCCUUCCAAGGUCAGGGUACCGCAAGAUAAGGAAGAGUCGAUUAUGCCGGGGUCUUUCCCACAAGAUACAUCAGGGCCAGCGCCCGGACAGACUCGGAUCUUGUUGUCUAACGAAAGCCCUAUACUGUUGAUCUCCCGUUCGUCGGUCAAUCGUCUCAACGAAACGAUCAAAUCCAAACCUAAACCUAAGAACACCAACCAAGCCAACUAUAAGAGCUCCAGUAAAGCGGUCGCUGCCGAUGUUUUCCGCGCCAACAUUGUGGUUGCUGAGAAUCUUUCCCAACUGGCUAAUACCGAACAACCCUAUAUUGAAGAUCAAUGGCAAUCGUUCAGCGUCGGUUCCCAGCAUGUUCACUUUGAUGUCUUGGGAUCCUGCCAACGAUGUCAAAUGGUCUGUAUUGACCAGUAUUCCGGCGUGCGAGGAGAGGAACCCUUUUCGACACUGGCGAAAACUAGGAAGAUCAAUAACAAGAUCAAUUUCGGGAGACAUGCAUCUCUCUCUACGGCGGACGAUGAUUCUGCUGCUUCUACGUCUAGGACUAUCAUGGUUGGCGAGACUGUUUAUCCGUCAUAUAAGCAUAACGGGUGCUGAUUUUUUUUUUUUUUUUUUUUU